AUGUCCCUCCUGUCGAGGCGGGGGUCAGAGGAUCAUGUGUGGCUAGUAGUAAAUUCGUCUUCCGAUGUCAGUCAGUUACUGCAUGUUACUCCCUUAAGGAGGAUGUUAGUGGCAGUUCCAUUGGUCGGCGUUUGCGUUAGAAACACAACAUUGAUCCUCUAUUUGCUAAGUCACAUGUUGUUAUUGAGAUUGUCGAUAACGACGACCCGCAAGCGAUGGAGAUGGGGGGGUUUGCGUUGGCCGGGGGAACCAGGCGUUGUGGGCACUUACUCCGUCCCACCCUCUGUUCCUAGUGGUGCCUUGUCGGUGGCGGGUCCUUCGUAUUUGUGUGCUGCUGAGAAGGGAAAGCAGAUGGCACGAGCGUGGUCGGCUGGCAAUAGCCCUAGCUCGUCUGAUUCGGACGUUGCGGCACAAUCCAUUGAUGCAAUGCAUGUUGCCAUUAAGGCUUUUUCCGAGACGGACUUCACAUCCUAUCUCCUUUUGGGUAAGCUCGGCCUUGCUGAUCUUCGCCAACUAUGUUCUGAAGACGAAAAACAUGUGUCGGACGGUGGCGCUGGAGGCGCCACCUCGACUCAACCUCGCCACAGUUAA
Molecule: messenger RNA, 591 nt
Organism: Lactuca virosa
Lineage: Eukaryota; Viridiplantae; Streptophyta; Magnoliopsida; Asterales; Asteraceae
Source: the annotation of a GenBank genome assembly